Messenger RNA from Acanthaster planci (crown-of-thorns starfish), 1880 nucleotides. Its product is annotated as glutathione S-transferase A4-like. Gene Ontology annotation, molecular function: glutathione transferase activity. The record is from RefSeq and is a predicted model, not a curated record. NCBI's taxonomy places the organism in Eukaryota, Metazoa, Echinodermata, Asteroidea, Valvatida, Acanthasteridae. Gene Ontology annotation, biological process: glutathione metabolic process.
CUUAAGAAUUCAGGAUUCAGGCGUAGUAGCGCACGUAGGUACUAGGCACUUCAAACGGGUUGUGAAUUACUCUUGAAUUGAACUGGUGGAAAACCAUGGCAACCAAAGCAAAAUUGACCUACUUUCGAGGCAGAGGUAGAGGGGAACUGGUCCGACUAACCCUAGCGGCUGCUGGCGUGGAGUUUGAAGAUUACUUCCUUACAGAACCACAACAGAUUAAAAAGCUUCGAGAUGACGGAGAUCUUCUGUUCAUGCAGGUUCCUUUGUUAGAAAUCGAUGGAAUGAAGCUUGUCCAGACAAGCGCCAUCGCUCACUAUGUGGCACACAAGCACAACAUGAUGGGCAAGACUCCAGAAGAACAUGUAAUGAUCGAUAUGUUGUACGAGGGGUCGCGGGAUUUCUACAGUGUUGGCUUUGCAUCUGCUGCCUUCGAAGAGACCAAAGAGGGCAAGCAAAAGAAGUUUGAAUUUGCGAAGAGCAAGGCCAACAACCGAUACCUUCCCAUCUUUGACAAGGUUUACAAACAGAGCACCUCUGGUUUCCUGGUUGGUGAGUCUCUUUCCCUUGCCGACAUCGGCUGGCUGGAGGUUUUCCUGUGCCUCCAAGAAAUUGCACCAGAGUUUUGCAUCAAGUUUCCUAGUGUGGCAGCCUUCACCAGCAAGAUCUCGUCCCUGCCCCGGGUGAGUACCUUCCUCAAGGGGCCCCAACGGCAGCCUCCGCCCGAUGAUGUCUACGUCACUACCGUUCGCAAAGUGCUGGAAGUUAGCAUCCGUGGGAUGAAAUCCGAAUGCAUACAAGAACCCGCUCGGGAAACGUACUACCACGUGUCUUUCUUUUGCCGCUUGGGGGUGCUCUUCAACUCCGGGCGGAUAGCCAUGGCAUCCAAAGCAAAACUGACAUACACCCAGGGUCGAGGCCUUGCUGAAGUGAUCCGACUAACCCUAACAGCUGCUGGAGUGGAGUUUGAAGAUUACUUCAUAUCAGAACCAGAGCAAAUGAAGAAACUACUAGAUGAUGGAGAUCUUUUAUUCAGGCAGAUUCCCUCGUUAGAGAUUGACGGACUGAAGCUUGUCCAGUCAAGCGCCAUCGCACGCUAUGUUGCACACAAGUAUAAGAUGACCGGCAAGACUCCAGAAGAGCAGGCAAUGGUAGAUAUGAUGUUUGAAGGCUCUAGAGAUUUUUACCGCCUUGGGUUCGCGACCGCCGCCUUCAAGGACACGGAAGAGGAGAAACAACAGACCCUGGAACUGAUUAAGAGGGAGGCCAACAAUCGAUACCUUCCUGCCUUUGAAAAGGUUUACAAGCAGAGCACCUCAGGCUUUUUGGUUGGCGAUUCUCUCUCCCUCGCUGACCUUGGCUGGCUGGAUGUUCUCCUUUGGCUCCACGAGCUUGAACCGGAGUUUGCUGUCAAGUUUCCCGCUGUGGCCGUAUUCACCAGCAAGAUCUCGUCCCUGCCCCGGGUAAGUGCCUUCCUGAAGGGGCACCAACGUCAACCUACACCUGAUGCAGACUACGUAGCAAUCGCAAAGUUUGGGGAAUGCAAAAUUUAACUCUCUAGGGUGGGAUCCGGUCCGAUUAGUAUGCUCGAGGCCAAACUAUUGUCAUAACAAAACAUCAAUUUAUUGACGAAUGACGUAAAAAAGUCCAAUGGGUUGUGAGGGCGGAUUUUUCAGGAGGGGGUUUUGGUGAUCAUAUUUUAAUUUAGUUUUACUUUUGCCUUUGAGAAAGAUUCUGCUAGGAUCGAAACGUCAGGCCUUCCUUAUUUUGUGAUCAGCUUUAUUCCGAUAGGCCUAUUCACUGCCACUGAAAUAAUUUAAAAUGGUUUAGAUUAAUUGGAAAAUAAAUGACUUUUAAAAUAAUUUUGUCCAUGGAAUGAAAAU